This is a messenger RNA of Vespula vulgaris, 2592 nucleotides long. Its product is annotated as 32 kDa beta-galactoside-binding lectin lec-3-like. The transcript has 8 exons. NCBI's taxonomy places the organism in Eukaryota, Metazoa, Arthropoda, Insecta, Hymenoptera, Vespidae. The coding region runs from base 825 to 1844 and encodes 339 amino acids. The record is from RefSeq and is a predicted model, not a curated record. Gene Ontology annotation, molecular function: galactoside binding; carbohydrate binding.
UUUCAUAACAGAUGGCAGAGAAUAUUUUUAUUAUACGCAUGACACAAUCAUUUUGCAACAUCUUAGAAUACUUUAUUGCAGGUUAUUAAAUUACCUUUUUGUAAUCGUUAUUAAUAUUUAUAGCCUUAUUUAAAUACAUACAUACAUAUACAUAUAUAUAUUAUGUUUCUAUUAGCAGUGGAGAAAUAUAAAUAACAUGAGAAGUAACUUGAUCUACUUCAAAAUAAUACAUUUUAUUAUAUUAAAUUGUAACGCUAUGUAUAUAUUUUAUGAAAAACAAUACAAAACUGGUGCCAAUUAAAUAAAAAUAAAAGCUCUGCUACUACAAAUUAUAUAUACAUAUAUAUUACAUAUAAUCUUACUUAUUAUGUAAGAAGUAAUAUAAUUCUUAUAUUAAAACAAAAAUACCAACAAUACAUGAUAAUUUUUAAACAUAAAAUAAAAUAUUCGUGUUUAGAAAGUUUUAAAAUUCGCGGUAUAAAUCGAUCGUGCAGCAUAACCUAUCACAUCACAGAUUUUAACGGAAGAACCAAUGAGAUGAUUAGGAAAAUAUAUCUUAUGAAUGAGAUAUAUUACAAAAAAAAUUUAUCUGUCAAAUUAAAAAGAGCCGAUGAAUAGAAAUUUUUUUGCAGAUCAUUUGAGAAAGAGUCUUUGAUAAAACGUAGACAUCUGUACACAGUGAAAAACUUUUCUUCGGAUAUAUCUAUUAAUAACUUUGCUUGCCAAGUAGUGUAUGCAGAGUCACCUUUCGCCUAUUGUAAUUUUCUUGGACGUUUAUAAAAGCCGUGUGACAAAGGUACAAAAAAAGAAAAAGAAAAAAGAAAAUGUCGAUCGAUUGUAUUUUUAAACACACCAAGGAAGAUGCUCUCAAGGAUUUCAUCUUUUUCGACGAGAAAACCAUACCACUAGAAGAUGUAAAACCUGUCAUAUUGCAACCAUUACAGCCAACAUCUGCUAUCAUUAUAACAGGAUAUAUUCCCGUUCAUGCGAUAAGAUUUUCAAUAAAUUUAAAUUGCAAAACGAGCGGAAACAUAGCAUUGCAUUUUAAUCCAAGAAUAGAUAGAGGCUAUGUGGUAAGAAAUACAAAGAUCAAAGGUACAUGGGAAAUCGAGGAAACUUGUUCUCCAGUUGGUCCAUGUAAUUAUAUAUUUCGUCGAAACUCUUAUAUUCAUUUGAUGAUAUUUUGCACGGAAGAUGCAUUUCAGAUAGCUAUCAAUGGAGAACAUUUCUGCGCGUUCACAUAUAGAUUUCCACUUAGUGAUAUUAAGAAUCUUGAAUGCGAAGGACACAUAGAAGAUAUAAGAUAUAAUCAAUUAAAUCUUAACGUUUAUCCCGAUCCAAAGAUUUUUAAACCUUCACGUUCUUUAAGUUUGACAGUGGAUUCUCCUCUCGUAGAGUUUCUUGAAGUUCCGAUCAAUGUAAGAAUCGGCUGUGAAUUUAAACUCGGUACCAAUUUAUUUAUUAGAGGAAGAUUAAAAUUACUUCCCCAUUCAUUUUAUAUAAACUUACAAAAAGGUGAUACUGUUUAUCCUCACCCAAUAAUUGCCUUGCAUAUAAAUCCACGUUUCCUUUAUGGUAGUAGCGAGCCUUAUGUUGUCAUGAACUGUUGGAUCGAUGGUAGUUGGAAAAACGAGGAAAGACACGAAGGUCAUUUGUCUUGGAUGCCAGGCCGUGAUUUUUUAUUAACUAUACGUUGCGAGCAUGACAGCUUUUCAAUAUGGCUGGGAAACAAAAUGGUCAGCGAAUUUAAACACAGAUUAAAACCAUCGAUCAUUAAUACUCUACGAAUAUCAGGCGAUAUUGUUCUUUAUCAUCUGGCGAUCGAUGAUGUCAAAAAAAAAUGAAAUAACGAAUGACUUUAUCAUAACGAUAUUUGGAUAUCUUAAUUAUUAUUGAAAGAAGAAACAUGGAGACGUAUUUACUUAUCUCUGUUUCUUAUAUGGAACUUUUUAAAUGUUGCCAUUAAUAAUCUAAAGAAUGGUACAAUGUUUUCUGAUAAACGCUUAAAACGUAUGUACUUACUACGUGCCCUUCUUAGACAAUAUAUCGUUUUAAGUUGAUUUUAUUAAACUCGUUGAUCAAGUUACGAAAAGACUUCUCCUUCUUCACUUUUCCAUUUCUUGUAAUAAUUAUUUAUGAGAUUGAUAUAUCUCUGUCUCAAAUUUGACAAAUCGCGAUCGGGUGUUCUCUUAAAGAAUUCUGAUCAACGAUUGUUAAGAUUCUAUAAAAUGAGAAGUUCUUUUUUUGAUUUGUAAUGUGAUCAUAGACGUUUAAAAAAAUGUUCUUAAAACUUAAGAACUAAAGUUCUUAUAAGUAGGAUAAUUAACGAGAUUACAUUUCUUAUUCAUCUAUAUUAAUUAAUUAUACCUUUUAUAUGAGAUAGGUAACAAGAAAUUUUUCUAUACCUUUUGUAAAACUUUCUUAGAAAUUUGAUUAGAUUUUAGGAGUGAAUAUUGAAAUUUGUUCACUUAUCAAUAGCGCAUAUUUGCUUACCUAUAUUAUAUACGUGACAUUUGUAGUCAUUUUUAACUAUAAUCUACAAUGUAUAAUACUUUUAUGACUUAUACAAGGCAAUAAACUAAUUGAAUAUAU